Messenger RNA from Rubroshorea leprosula, 3044 nucleotides. The record is from the annotation of a GenBank genome assembly. Lineage: Eukaryota; Viridiplantae; Streptophyta; Magnoliopsida; Malvales; Dipterocarpaceae.
GUUCCUUCCCUGGUAGUGGAACUAGAACUGAAAGGUACUAAGUGGAAAGUGUUAGGCCCACCCUGUAAUCUUAGAAGUUGGAACUUGGAACCCUUUCUUUAGCCACUCCGCUUCCGUUUUGUGCGUGUUCUCGGUGUAACAAGACCGGACGGGAGCAUUUCCGGCGGCCCUCAUUUCUUUCUCCUACUCCCCUUAGUCUUAGUCUUGACAGCGGGAUGCUCUGGGAAUUACUGGCCUGUAAUGGAAGGCAGCUCAGAUGGAAAUGGCGUCCCUUCUUCAAAUUCAUUUGAUAAGUCCAGAGUUUUGGAUGUGAAACCUCUUCGAAGCUUGGUUCCUAUGUUACCUGAUAUGCCUCAAGGCCAAUCCUUCAUCUGUGCACCUCCAUUUGGCCCUUUUCCAUCUGGGUUUUCUCCAUUUUUCCCUUUUAGUGUGCAACAGGGAUCCCAAUGUGCACCUGAAACUGCUACUCCUAUUCGGUCAUCUAGCACAGCAGUGCCUCAUUCUGCAAAAAAGAGGGUGAAGAGAAAUCGGAAUGUGCAUUCAUCUCCUGGUUUUGCUUCUGGAAAAGGGUCUACUAAGGAUUUCAAACUUGGGUUUAGUUUUGCUGAACGUGAUGAUGGUAACAAGGAAGUGGUGGAAAAUGUGCGUAUGAGGUUUGAUGCACUUCGGAGACGGUUUAGUCAACUAGAAGAUGCAAAGGAAUCAUCAUCUGGGAUUAUUAGGCGUGCAGAUUUGAAAGCAGGCAAUGUAUUGAUGAGCAAAGGGGUUCGCACAAACAUGAAGAAGAGAAUUGGAUCUGUUCCUGGAAUUGAAUUUGGGGAAAUUUUCUUUUUCCGGAUAGAGUUGUGUGUGGUGGGAUUGCAUGCUCAGACCAUGGGUGGAAUUGACUAUGUAAAUGUGAGGGGUGACUUGGAGCAAGAGACACUGGCUGUAAGCAUUGUUUCAUCUGGGGGUUAUGAUGAUGAAGCAGAAGAAGCCAAUGUUUUGAUAUAUAGUGGUCAAGGUGGUUUCAAAGACAAAGAGGCACCUGAUCAGAAGCUUGAAAGAGGUAAUCUUGCUCUAGAAACGAGCUUGCACCGAGGCAAUGAAGUAAGAGUCAUCCGGGGUAUGAAGGAUGCUGUUAGUCCAAAGACAAAGGUGUAUGUAUAUGAUGGACUCUAUAAAACUGAGUCGUCUUGGAUGGAGAAGGGGAAAUCAGGUGGCAGUAUUUUCAAGUAUAAAUUGUUGAGGUUGCCGGGGCAGCCAGAUGUUUUUGCUCUUUGGAAGUCAAUUGAAAAGUGGAAAGAAGGUUUGUCUUUGAGGCCUGGACUUAUUCUUCCUGACCUCACCUCAGGUGCUGAAAGCAUGCCCGUUUCACUGGUGAAUGAGAUUGAUGAUGAGAAAGGACCUGCUUAUUUUACAUAUUUUCCUACUUUGAAGUACUCUAAAUCUUUCAAAUUAUUACAACCUUUUUUUGGCUGCAACUGCCACACUGCAUGUGGUCCUGGAAGUACAAACUGCUCUUGCGUUCAAAAGAAUGGAGGUGAUUUUCCCUAUACUGCUAAUGCUGUUCUUGUAAGUCGGAAAUCAUUAAUACAUGAAUGUGGUCUGUCAUGCCCAUGCUUUCCUAAUUGCAAAAACAGAGUCUCUCAGACUGGUUUGAAGGUUCGCCUGGAGGUUUUUAAGACAAGAGACAGGGGUUGGGGACUGCAGUCAUGGGAUCCUAUUCGUGCAGGUACUUUUAUUUGUGAAUAUGCAGGUGAAGUAAUUGACAAAAGCAAUACCAGGCAGGAUGGGGAAGAUGGUGAUAAUAAUGAUCAUGUUUUUGAUACUAGUCAUACCUAUCAAUCAUUCAGGUGGAAUUUUGAACCUGAGUUAAUGGAGGAGGAGAGCCCCCCUGCUCCAAUUGAAGAGUAUGAUAUCUCAUCUCCUCUAAUUAUAAGUGCAAAGAACAUUGGAAAUGUUGCUCGAUUCAUGAAUCAUAGUUGCUCUCCAAAUGUCUUCUGGCAGCCAGUUAUUUAUGAGCACAAUAAUGAAUCCUUUCUACACAUUGCAUUUUUUGCAAUGAGACACAUCCCACCAAUGACAGAGUUGACAUAUGAUUAUGGGAUUGCUCGCACAGAUGGUGAGUCUAGCAGCGCUCCAUCUGGUAGAAAGAAAUGCUUGUGUGGAUCACCAAAAUGCCGGGGUUACUUCUGAUGGUGAUUUGGGUAUGUUCAUCGAACAAGAAGCAUGGAGGUAUAAAGUUCCCACAAAGUACAAUCUCACUCUAUCUGUUUGAUCAUGUAGAUAUAUAUGCAGUUUGAUAUUUUGUUUUUAUGUACAGCAUGUAUCAAAGUAGAAUAUGCUUGUUUUGCACCCCAUGACAAAGCAUAUGAUGGUCUUUCGUAUGUGGAUAUGUGUUUGAAGGGACCGGGUAGGUUUCAUGUCUUGGCUGAUGAACUGAUUGUUUAAGUUAUGGCAAACACCUUGAGUGAAGUUUAUUUCAUUGCUUGGUAGAUAAUCUACUUGCGUAGAAUUUUAUAGUGCUUCACUACAUGACUAUUGAUAUAUAUGCAUUAUUGAGAUGUAAUAUGAACUAUAGCUUAUAAUAAUACAAAAUUUUCAUUUUUUAUUUUUUUUUUACGGAAGUAAGAAGGAAAAAUAAUCUCUUACUAAAGAGAAUCGUGCAACCAUACAAAGUGCUUCACUUGCAGAAUAAAUUGAUGAAACAUGGUUUGAUGGCAAAAAAUGUGGGACAGAUUGGUUUGUAUUUGAACUCUUCAAUUUGCAUCAACAAUUUUUAUGUAUGAAAAGCUAGGUUAAAGGGGAAGACUACUUGGGUAAGAAUAUAAGUUACAUCCCUAUUUCUUAGAUUACAAGAAUCGAAUGCAUUGUGAUGCAAACAAACAACGGAAAGUCACCCACUAGUAGAAUGGGACUCCUUUCCACCAAGCGUCUGGAUUAUGGCUUCAAGUAGUUUAAUUUCAUUAUCACGUCUGGUGAUUUCUUCCUGCUUUGCUCGCAACUCUUCCAUGUGUAAUUCAAAAAUCUCUGCAGUCAAGAAUUAAAUUUGUGAGAUCAAC